Trichobilharzia regenti is the source of this 432-nucleotide messenger RNA. The record is from the annotation of a GenBank genome assembly. Lineage: Eukaryota; Metazoa; Platyhelminthes; Trematoda; Strigeidida; Schistosomatidae.
AUGAUUUCUGAGAUAUCCUUUAUAUAUGGUUGGUCACAAGAAUCGAGCAUACUCACUCAUGAAUUUUUGCCGACUACUAAUCAAGAUAAUUUUACUAGCAAUUCCAAUGAUAAUCUACAUCAUGAGAAAAUUCUCCGCAACGAUAAUGAUGAUGAUGAUGAUAAUGACGGUGGCAGCUGUCGUGGUGGUGUUGGUGUUGUUGGUGAAGGCUUAUUUGGAUUCAAAGGUUCAAAUCCAACUAGUUGGUUAGAAGAUUCAAGAACAUCAGAAUUACUGAAAAAUUCACUAGAUUUACGUGAAGCUGGUCUACUUGAUAUACGUGAAGGUGAAAAAUUAGAAGUGAUGUGCAUUUAUAUGGAGCCUAGACUGCUGGUGAGAAAUACAAUUGGAGAAUAUGGUUUAGUACGUCAAAGUGAAGUACGAAAUAUAUGA